Molecule: messenger RNA, 6106 nt
Organism: Bicyclus anynana (squinting bush brown)
Lineage: Eukaryota; Metazoa; Arthropoda; Insecta; Lepidoptera; Nymphalidae
Product: chromatin complexes subunit BAP18
Exons: 5
Coding region: 241-720 (159 amino acids)
Cellular component (GO): MLL1 complex; NURF complex
Source: RefSeq, a predicted model, not a curated record
CAAAACCUUUCCUCUAUGGUCGUUUUUGUUGGUUUUGAUUUUUUAUUUUUCGUUCGCAUUUCGUUUUCCAAAAUUCGGUAUUUUUGUUAUCCCUUUAAAAUAUAAGUUUUGGUUUUGUUAUUUAGUAGAUCCCUCUUCCCUGUCUGUCCAUUUACCUCGUGUUCUUGACAUUCUAAAUAAAUAUAUUUUAUAAAUAAAAACAAUUGUGAUAAUUUAUGUGGUAAAAACUACACUUGGAAUAUGAACAAUUCGGCUGCCAAAGUAGGGGAAAUAUUCAGGGAGGCAGGCACAGCAUUCAACAAGCUGUCUGAGAUGACACUGCUGUUACAUCCCAAGAAUGAAUUGCAAAACGGAUUUAAAUGGAGUGAAGAAGAGCUUGACGUGCUCAGGACUUGUGUGCAUCGUUUUGCUGUAGAUCUUAACAAACUUAGCCACCACAUAAAGAGUAGGACAGUUUCCCAAAUCCGCACAACAUUAAAGAAGAAGGCAUUCGAAGACGCAGGUAUACCUGUGAGGCAGGUAAGCAGCAUCGCGCCCAGGGUCGGGAAACCAGCUACCCAGGUAGUUGCGCCACUCAACAUCAUCCAAGGAGUGAUAAGAACUAACGCCGAGGUGACAUUGAACAUGCUAAAUGCAACGGAAAACGAAGUGGAUGUGGAAGGUUUGACUGGUGAAGUGAAACUCGAGUUCGAUGGAAGCACCGAGGAAGUGAACGCGUGAAAAUUUUCAACCCACAAUUUAAUUUAAGUUUAAAACUUAAUUUUAUUUUAAUGUUUAAAACUUAAUUUUAUUUUUUAAUUUGUGUAAUUUGUUUUUUUUAUAUUUUAAUUUGUUUAAAGACGAGUAUUACGGGAAGUCCGUUUGGCAUAUGUGGUUAAAACACAUAGACAAGAGUUUGACAGGCGCUUUGGCCAAUAUUGCUUCCUCACUUUAUACAUAUAAGCAAUCACGCUUGCUUUGUCAUCUUAUGACCACUGCAAACAGACCAAAUUAGAUUAUAUCAUAAUGAAAAAAAGAAAACAAUCCGACGAAUCGAUAUCCUCUUCCUUUUUUGAAGUUGGUUAAAAACGCCCGUCACAUGCUAAUUGUUAUUAAAGUCUGACAACUUCGUUGAUUACACUCCUAUGAUAUUCGAGUGACGGGCGGAAAGAGUGCGCGGGUGUGUAAUAGUGCGUGCGGGGAAGUGACAUGCGUCAGUCGUGGGUUUUCAUUCAUCGCUACAAAGCCCCCGCCCCGCGCGCAACAUCGGCAGUGUUAUGAACGAAGUUGCCAAGCUAUAGUUGUCAUCUCAACAUACUUGGUUUUACAGUCUGCUAUGUCAGGACAUGCAGUGGCGUGCACAAGAUUUUUAACUAGGGUAUGCAUUAUAGGUACCUACAAAUUGUACAAAAUGGAGAAUUCCUCCUUCAAUACAGGUACUUAAUGAAUCGUCAGGGUAUGCAUUUAUGAAGUGCACGCCACAGAGGACAUGGUAACUGUGGUAAUUAAUUGGUGAUAGGAAACUCCCUUGGGGUACUCCGGCUGUAAUACUGUGUUAUUCUGAUAGUUCCGCGCCUGCCUUUAUGUGGAACUUCCGUUUUCUAGGAAUAAACGGAUAAUUUAGAGAAGAAAGGAAAUUAAAGAGAAGGACCUUGUGCCAUGUCUAGGAACACAUUCGUCCUCAUUGAAGAAUAGUACGAUAUUUAUAUUUGGACAAACAUAUCUCGUUGUCUCUUGUCACUCGGUUUAAGUUAUAUACUAUAUCAUUAAGUAAUUAAGUAAGUAGUAAUUUUAGAAUUUUAUUUCAUGUUUGGUGUAUUUAGUUUGUGAAAAAAAAGUUCGCAUAGUUUUAAGUGUUAUAUUUCUAUAUUCCUUAUGGUUCCGUAUAUAGUAAAAUAAAUAGUUAAUGUAGAAUAGUUUAACCUUUUUAAAAUUUGAAUUUGUGAAUUUUAUACUAUACUAUACUUAUAACAAAUAAUAAUUCAUUCUUCCAACAUGGUUCACGAUUAUCUAUACUUAUAGAAAAUCUAUAGACAGGGCAAUUGUGUACAUGAAAUAUAUUUCCAAAAUAACUAUCAGGGGGUGAUUAGUGAUCGAUACUGAAGCCAAAAGUGUAAUCAGUAAAAUUUUUGUCUGUCUGUCUCGCUCGGAUUUCGUUAAACUCGACGGAUUUUAACGAAACUUGGUACAGUUGUUCUUCAUACUCCUGGGUAGGUUAUAGAUACAUCACGCUUUCUUCACGCUACGAUCAAUAGGAGCUGAGCAGUGAAGGGAAAUGUUGGGAAAACGGGAGAAGUUACUUAAUUUCUUAAGCUUCUGUCGCGUGUACAGCCUUAAUGGGGAAGGUAGGGGUAGGGUAGAGUAGGGAUAGGGAAGGGGUAGUUGAAAUUUACAUCGACUUUCACGUGGACGAAGUCGCGGGCGUCCGCUAGUUUUUAAAAUUUUAUAAGGGUACAAUUACUUUAAUAUGUAGAUGUAGUGCGCAUCAAGUGACUGCCGUUACGUAUUCUACUUUUUAACUAUCUGUGCAUGUGCUGCUAUCUAUUGUGAUUUUAAUUAUAAAGUAAGAAUAAUAAUAAUUAUUAUUAUUAAUGAUAGAUGCCACACAACUGGAAUUUUUUGUGAUAAUCGACGUUGAAUGUAAUCUAUCUGGAUUUAUUAUAGAACCUCUAUACCUCAAACUUCUAGGGAGAUGCCCAACAAUUCGAGUUCAUCAUCAUCAUGAUUGAAAGCUGAUGGACGUCCACUGCUGGACAUUAGGUCUCUUGCUUAGACUUCCAAACAAAACGAUCUCCAGCAUCCAUCGGCUCCCUGCAACCUGCGCGAUGUCCUCGAUCCACCUAGACAGGGGUCGACCAACACUACGCUUUCCCGAGCGGGGUCGCCAUUUCAGCACCUUGGGACUCCAACACCCUGUGGCCUGCCCAUUGCUACUCCAGCUUUGCGACUCGCUGAGCUAUAUCUGUGACUUUGGUUCGUCUGCGGAUCUCCCCAUUUCUUAUUCGAUCCUACGAGAAAUUCCAAACAUAACUCGCUCUUUCCUUUCGCUGAGUGUAUUUGAGCCUUCUAAUAAGGUCCAUAGUCAGCUCUCGAAUCCGUAUGUCAUCAUUGGCAACACACUGUUCGAAGACUUUCGUCUUCAGGCACUAAGGAAUAUUGGACGUAAAUACGUAUACGUAAGACGUAUAGUUUUCAAGUUAUUCAAGAAAUUAUGUAAAAAGUCUUUCUAAAAAGUUUAUCUCCAAGAGGGUUACAUUUUUCGAGUACCUAAUUAAAGUUAUGAGACUUAAAGGGGAAAUGAACAAGUAUUUUUUGCUACUUAUCGAAGUUCGAAUUAAAGUGGUUCUACUGUUUAAGUUAUUAAGUAUAAUAUGUUUUUAAUAGAAAUAAUCUAAGUGCUCAUAAUACAAGUCUAACAUAACUAUGCUUACGUGCCUAAUGAAUUGUCUUAAUAUCUUAAUAGAAAAAUAAGAAACUUCGUCAUUAUCCUUUUAACUUAUGUCUUCUGAUGAACACACGUAAGUUGUGGGUCUGUGGAAUAUUUCAAAAGUUCUCAAGCCGCCUGCAUUCAGCGGCUUUUCUGUAAUCAGUUAAAUAUCGUCGGUCCACCCAGUGUAGAGUUACCUAAAACUCUGCAAUUCAGUUGUACGAUGCCCCAUAUUAUAAUGAUCCGUAUUAUAGCUUGGCAAGUUCGUUGAUGACACUACCAUGAUAUGCGGGCGACGGGAGGAAGGACGCUAACCCACUCCCGGCCCGCGCGGUCCAAUGGGAGUGUUACGAACGAAUUUGCCAAGCUAGAGAAACGUUCUUCACCCAUCUGUUUAUUGGAUGAAAAGUGUUUUACAUCAAAUACGUUAAUAAAUAUAUUGCCUAUUUCCUGGCCAAUUUAUUAUUAACCAUUAUUUUUUAUUUUAGUUUGGCUAUUUUUUAACAUACUUAUAUUGAUUUAAAACACUUUUCAUUCAUUUCUAAUACGGAUCGCUAUAAUAGCUCCAGCUUAUUAUUAUAUAUUUAUAGGUCAUGACUAUAUACAGGGUUGAACUGAACUUUCUUGAUUACAAGUUUAUUAAUAAGACUAUUUAAUUUUUAUCGCUGAUAGUGUUGUGGUUUUUUUUAUUCUCAUCUUGGUAAAUAGAUUUAGUUCAACUUUUUGCGAAUGUUUUAUGGACAUGCAAAAUUAAACGAGCGAUAGUAUAUUGGCUUUAUUUUAACUGUCAUUUAACAUCACCAUUUAAAUUAUCUAUAUUUAUUUAUAUGUUCACAUCUAUCCAUCUAAAAAUAUAGUCAACACACAUAUUGCCCAAAAAUAAAUCGGAAACUGCUAUGGGAAAAAGAAAUAUAAAUAUAAUUUGUUACUAAAACUCAUAAAUUAAAUCUAUGUACAUCAAAUGAAUCAAUUCCCAAGAUUUAACAGAAUAUUAAAAAGCUAAAUGAAAUUAUUUUUUUUUUUAUUGUAAUUUAAUUCUUGCUUCUUAAUUUUGAAUGCUUAACAUUCAAAAUUAUUACUAGUAAAGGGGAUAAAGCUUAAUUAUUAUUAGUUUAUUUUAUUUAUUUAAUUAUUAUGUAUUAUGUGUUUUUAAACAUUAUACAAAUUGUAUCAAACCCUCAGAGAAAAGGAAAUACCUAAGAAUUUGUAUCUACCAUAGCAAGUUUUAUUAAGUAACCUUGGUCUAAGUAAGUAACGGACUGCUAUUCUCACUUAAACGUGUGUUCCAAAAUUCCGAGCUUGUAUUUGUUUUUAAUAAACAAAUACAAGAUUCUUGUCCCGACUUGGAAUUUUGACAAAAAUAUUAAUUUUAAAAAAUAUUGCUCACUUUAAAUGAAUUUAAUGGUGAUAAGUAUUUUUAAUCUUUACCUGUGAAAUUAGUUUAAAUCAACGAAUAAUAAAUUUAUUUUGCGAUAUUCUGUUUAUAUGUACUAGGUAUUUGAUUGUAGAGAUGAUAAAAUGUGAAAUUCAUAUAUAGGUAUUCAUUAUUGUAUAAUGUAUGAAUGAAAAUUAUAUGGUAUGAGUAUAAUAUAAGUACCAAGUAGGUAUACUAUAAGAAAAAAAAACAUCGUGAGGAAACCUGUAUACCUUAGAAUUUUCUUAAUUCUCUACGUGUGUUAAGUCUGCCAAUCCGCAUUGGGUCAGCGUGGCGGACUAUUAGCCUAACCUCUCACUCUGAGAGGACACUCGUGCUCAACCGUGAGCCGAAAUGGGUUGCUAAAGAUGAUGAUGAUACAAUAAUAAAAAAGAUCGCGUACAAUCAUCAUCAUCAUCAAAUCAGCCGAUAGACGUCCACUGCGGGACAUAUUUGUACUUAUAUUUCCCCAACUAUAGGGUUGCCAACAUUUUUUGUAGAAUAAUAUGGGUUUUUUAGAUUUAGCCAUCAAAAAUAUAGUACACUUAAAGAAAAUAUAGUACCUAUUUUACGAAACAAGCGAGAAAGUUUUAAAAUAUUUAUUUUGACUUAUUGCUAUUAUAUUAUAUGUUUCAAGAGUUUUUGUAUAAGUAAUUUAGAGAUAUAAUAAUAUGCUUUUUCGCGUUUUUCACAUUUUUUUUUUUUCUUUUUUGUAGAUCGAUAAAUUUGGAUUCGAUGAUUGAAAAGUUUCAAAAUAAAAGAUAAUAUAAAAUAAUAUUGUAAAGUUGUAGAAAACAUAGUAUUAUUGCGUACUAUAUAUUUGUUCAACAGUAUAUAGUACGCAGAAUUGGAAUAAAGUACAAUACUAUAUAUUAUAGUACGGUUGGCAACCUUAUCCAAACAUCACGAUCUUGAGCCGCCUGCAUCCAGCGAAUUCCUGCGACUCGCUUGAUGUCGUCAGUCCACCUGCUUACAGUAACAAAAUAAAUUUAUUAUUCACUUUUCUUACCGAACUACUGCAAUAACAAUACGCCUUAAAACUAAGCACACUUUAAUCUAUUCGUCAAUAUUUUAUAUUAGGUAGGUAUACUAUUAUAUUUUUGAAACGGAGACGAGUCUUAAACAUAGUGAUUAUAUUGUACCUACCUAGGUGUAAAUAUCGUCAUUAAGUUCUAUCGAUAUUCUACAUUUUUUUAGUUACAUAUUAGAAUCAAUAAGUCUUAAAUAAUUGUUUAAAGUUAUUUUAAACUGAUAAUGUCAGGAUAUAAAUAAAUAAUUAGUUACUA